Aphanomyces invadans is the source of this 1940-nucleotide messenger RNA. RefSeq lists its product as hypothetical. The record is from RefSeq and is a predicted model, not a curated record. The annotation marks the transcript as partial. The transcript has a single exon. NCBI's taxonomy places the organism in Eukaryota, Oomycota, Saprolegniomycetes, Saprolegniales, Verrucalvaceae. Gene Ontology annotation, molecular function: D-cysteine desulfhydrase activity.
CGUCGUCGUACGGGGGUCUCGUGCCGAAUGCUUGACUUGGGAGUUCUUUCGAAAUUCGCUGUCGGGGCGAGUACGGCCGCUGCCUUGUCCACGCUCCUUGCAACCCCCACCACGAAAGACAACAAGGUCGCCGUCGCCAUCGCCGUUGUCGCCGUGGGGGGAGCUGUUGCCUUGGUUGGCAAAUACGUUCAAGACCGUGUGGUCCCGUGGUUCUUGUUGGUGAAAACGUACGACUCGAUUGCCCCCGAGUCACCCCCGACGCCGCGGUCGUCAGAGUGUGCGCUGUUUCGCCAUCUCCCGUGUCUCCGAUCUCGUGUCGCUUGGGUGUCGCUCGGCGAGUUCCCGACGCCAAUCCACACGGUGACACUCCCCAACGUUGGCGGAGAUGGUCAACAUCGCACGGUGUACCUCAAACGAGAGGACUUGUCGAGCCCCCUCUACGGUGGAAACAAGGUGCGCACGUUGGAGCACCAGAUCGCUUCGUGCGCGCUGCACCACGACAACAACCCCGACGCUCGAUACUUUGUUCAGGGAAUGUCCGGGUCCAACCAAACGGUGGCUACAGUCGUGCACGGUCGCUGCCAUGGGCUGCCCAUCAUCCCUUGCCUCAUUGACGAGGACGAGCCAGACUUUGACAACACGCUCAACCUAUUGUCGCUCUUGUCCUUUCGCUUGCCUGACUUGCACGUUUGGACGUCGUACACGACCACGAUCGCACCCUUGAUUCAAAGUGCUGUGUUCGGGUCCAAGGACAAGGUGUUUGCGUUCGGCGGGAACAACUUGUGCGGGGUUCUUGGCCAACUCGGUGGCAUGUUGGAGCUCGCCGAGCAAAUCCAGCGCGGGGACGUCCCAGACGUUGACGUCUUGUACGUGGCGGUCGGGUCGGGGUGCACGCUGACGGGUCAGAUUCUCGGAGUGUGUUUGGCCCGUCAUCUCCACAUGAGAGCGUUCCAGUCUCCGUCGUUUCGAAUUGUAGCAGUACCUAUCUUGCCAGCUAUGGCCGAAGAGCACGCGAAAGCAGCGUUCUACAAGUCGUGGUGGUCGAGGUUCCACCCACUGUACCCUCGCUACGGCUUUCGUCGAGCCGCAGCGUUUCUUUCGGGCUGUGGCCUUGACGUAAACUUGGAGCCGCUCGCGACGGACUUCCUGCUGCAUCAUGUCGACAUGAUCACCGAUCCGGACAUCGUGGGGCCGUGUGGUGCCCACAGCGUCGCGAGUCUCGAGGCAGCGACAACGUUUGAAGCGUCGAUGGCAGUCGAGGGCGAGUUGCCUCCAUGGAUGCAGUCGGACGCUUGCCAUGCGAGUGCAGUUAUCAACGACGUGAACGAGGUCAAGCCGUGGUUGUGUGGCCAUUUUACUGCAAAGGUGUUUGCCAAGUUGGUGGCCGACGUGCGCAGUGGCGAUGACAAGGCGGUUCGCUUGAUGUGGCAAACCAAAAGUUGGGUCCAGCCACGUGGCGACGACGACGAGUGGACGAAACUGAACGACCUCGCUGCCACCAAUGACGACGUCAAGUCGUGGGUGAAUGGUGGGUUGGCGCAUUCGGCAUUGCGCCCGGGACGCGUGCAAGUUCCACACGGGAACUCGGACGCGUACCGAUCGGUCAUGACCUCGAUAAGCUCACGUGAACCCAAGCAACUCUAAACCACCACAACACAUUCUCUCCGUUUCAAAUGGACGCUGCUGGUAUACGUAUCGGAUCCUGUAUCGCCGACACAAUGACGAAUGCGAACUCGAUGUCAUCGCUGACGAACUUUUGCAGUCACGUUUGUUGCCUUGUUCGAUGCGCGCGGGUCUCCAGCCGUCGAGCUACGUCAUCUCGCUUCGAUGGUGUGGUGUACAGCUCACCACUAUCGGAGAACAUGAGAAGAGUCAGGACAGGAUGUUUGUAGGUGGUAUCGUAGGUACAUGCGUUGUCAUGCAGGAUUUUGAGUCCUUCA